AUGACUGCCACUGAGCAAGCCGAUCCUGUGUUCCAAGUCCCCAAGCGUCUUUUGAAUGGUGACCUUCCCAAACCCCAUAUUGUUGGCUUUGAUGAAUACAAGAAGCUUUGGGAACAAAGUGUGAAUGACCCUGAUACUUUCUUUGGCAACUUGGCACGCGACAUCUUGGAUUGGUCUAAGCCUUUCAACACUGUACGCACUGGUGGAUUUGCCGAAGGUGAUGUUGCAUGGUUCCCCGAUGGCGAGUUGAAUGCUUGUUACAACUGUGUGGAUCGUCAUGCACUUGCAACUCCAGACAAGGUGGCUAUUAUCCAUGAAGGUGAUGAACCUGAGAAUGUUGUCAAGAUCACCUACCGUCAACUUUUACAAGAAGUAUCUCGUUUGGCGAAUGUCUUAAAGUCAUUGGAUGUUCGCAAGGGGGAUAAUGUUUGUAUUUACAUGCCAAUGAUUCCUGAAGCUGUUUAUGCCAUGCUUGCAUGUGUUCGCAUUGGUGCAUUGCAUUCGGUGGUGUUUGCUGGUUUUUCAUCCGAUUCGCUCCGAGAUCGUAUUUUGGAUUGUGGUGCUCGUGUUGUGCUUACUGCUGAUGAAGGUCGUCGUGGUGGCAAAAACAUUGCAACCAAGCGCAUUGUUGAUGCAGCCGUCAAAGAAAGCCCUUGUGUCGAUCACGUGCUUGUGUGUCGUCGUACCGGAUCUGAAAUCCCUUGGACUGCAGGUCGCGAUAAAUGGUGGCACGAAGAGACUGCCAAGGCACGUCCUUAUUGCCCACCCGUCAGCGUCAAUGCUGAAGAUGGCAUGUUUUUGCUCUACACCUCCGGAUCUACUGGUACGCCAAAGGGUGUGAUGCACACGACUGGUGGCUAUUGUUUGGGUGCUUGUGCUUCUGUAAAGUACAUUUUUGAUUAUCACCCAGAGGCUGGUGACAUUCACGCAUGCAUGGCUGAUAUUGGUUGGAUCACUGGUCAUACUUACAUUGUGUAUGGUCCAUUACUCAAUGGUGCUACCACUUUGCUCUUUGAAUCCACUCCUACUUAUCCCGAUCCAUCACGUUUCUGGCAAGUGGUCCAAAAGCACAAGAUCACUCAAUUCUACACCGCCCCUACUGCCAUUCGUGCAUUGAGACGUCUUGGUGACAAGUGGCUUGAAGGCUAUGAUUUGUCGUCGUUGCGUGUGAUUGGAUCCGUUGGUGAACCUAUUAAUCCUGAAGCUUGGGAAUGGUACUAUGAGCAAGUUGGCAAGGGUCAAUGUGCUGUGGUUGAUACUUAUUGGCAAACUGAGAAUGGCUCCAUCAUCAUCACUCCUUUGCCUGGUGUCACUGCCAUGAAGCCUGGUUCAGCUACUUUCCCCUUCUUUGGUGUCAAGCCUGCCAUUCUUGAUCCUGUCUCUGGUGAAGAGCUCAAGGGUAAUGAUGUCACUGGUGUCCUUGCCAUUGCUCAACCUUGGCCAUCUAUGGCACGUACCGUUUACAACAACCAUCACCGUUACCUCGAUACCUACUUGUACCCCUACAAGGGUUACUAUUUCACUGGUGAUGGUGCUACUCGCGACAAGGAUGGCUACAUUUGGAUUCGUGGUCGUGUGGAUGAUGUCAUCAACGUAUCGGGUCAUCGUUUGUCGACUGCCGAAAUUGAAUCAGCAUUGAUUUUGCAUCAUGCCGUUGCUGAAGCUGCUGUCGUGGGUGGUAGCGAUGAAUUGACUGGUCAAAGUAUUCAUGCUUUCUGUACACUUAAGCCGAAUGUGGAUGCAUCCGAAGGCCUUGAUAAGGAGCUUGUCUUGCAAGUACGCAAGGUGAUUGGUCCUUUUGCUACCCCCAAGCGUAUUUACAUUGUCGCUGAUGUGCCCAAGACACGCUCUGGCAAGAUCAUGCGUCGUAUUUUGCGCAAGAUUGUCAACAACGAAGCUGAUUCACUUGGUGACACCUCUACUCUCGCUGACCCCAGUGUAGUAAACUCUCUCAUUGAAAAGGUCCAGGCUGCGUAA
Molecule: messenger RNA, 1977 nt
Organism: Lichtheimia ornata
Lineage: Eukaryota; Fungi; Mucoromycota; Mucoromycetes; Mucorales; Lichtheimiaceae
Product: acetyl-coenzyme A synthetase
Exons: 4
Coding region: 1-1977 (658 amino acids)
Cellular component (GO): cytosol
Molecular function (GO): AMP binding; acetyl-CoA synthetase activity
Source: RefSeq, a predicted model, not a curated record